AUGUCUGGAGUCACGAAAGACCUGGGAGCAAAAUGGAGAGAAGAAUGGGCCGAUGCUCAGAGGGUCAAGGGGCCCAGCGUGAAGAACAGCUCCGUAUUCUAUCGAAACAUUGAGGAGGAGCUGGAUCUCUCACGUAAAAGCGGGUUGAGCUUUCCGAUCCAUCUCCCCAGUCACGAUACGGAUAUCUCCAGUUGCGAUAUUCUCGGAAUGGGCCAUAGUGGCGCUCUCAGGGAGGAGUUCUUGAAAGAACUUGAGGCUAACCCAAAUUUCUAUAUGGGUGCAUGUGGAUCGCGACUCUUGGACGGAACAACAGAGUACCAUGUCGCGUUCGAAAAGGAGGUGGCACAGCUCGUGGGCUACGAGUCCGGGCUUGUGGUCCACUCCGGAUAUACCGCCAACCAGGCCAUUUUCUCCACCGUCCCACGAUCUGGCGACGUGAUUGUGUACGACGAGUUGAUGCACGCUACAGCCCUUACGGGCAUGAAAGUCAGCUUAGCAUUGGAUCAGAGGCCCUUCCGCCAUAAUGACGUGGACCAUUUCAUCGAAACCAUGGAAGCCGUCAAAGAAUCGGUACCUCUAGUCAAAGCGGGAAAGCGAUGCGUUAUCGUUGCUGUCGAGAGCUACUACAGUAUGGAUGGCGAUAUAUGCCCUCUCAAAGAGCUCAUCGACGCCGCUAAGGAGAUCUUUCCCCAUGGUAACGCUCAGUUCAUCGUCGAUGAAGCCCACAGUUUCGGUGUCUGCGGCCCCGAGGGUGCUGGCUUCGUCAAACAACAAGGUCUCGUCGAAGAGGUCGCUAUCGUUAUGGGCACCUUUACCAAGGCACUUGCUGGUGUUCGCGAUUAUCUGCACGAUCUCACCGUGUUCUACUUGGAUACACUCACCUCGCAUCCAUUAUACAAGAAGGCCUACAAAAAGGGCAUCCUCCAUAUGCCAGUGCAUGAGGAUGGCGCAUGGCAUGAAACACCUAUCACCCACAUUUUACCUCUCUGGACGCGCCGUCCAAGGCACGCGCUUUAUCUUUCCUUCCAUCUCACGAAGGACGGCUUCAAUGGAUGCGGCGUUGUAUUUCCGAUUGUUGGCAAGGGAGAAGACCGAGUGCGGCUGGCUUUGCACGGCCAUAACACCAAAGACGAUGUGGUGAGGCUGGUCGGGUCUAUUACUGCCUGGAUUCAAGAGAUGCUGGACAUUGAGGCAAGCGGUGAUAAGACCAAACUUCCGACUGCAGCCCGCCUUGCAUUCGAUCUCCUCGAGAAAGACAAGAUGACCACCGACAGCACCAAUGGUGUCAAUGGUACCAAUGGUGUCAACGGCGCCAAUGGUAACAACGGUGUCAAUGGUACCAACGGUGUCAAUGGUACCAACGGCCUCAAUGGUGCUAACGGCGUCUCGAAUGUCAUCAAUGCUGGCAAGAUUGCUCCGUUGAUCAGUGGCAUCAAUCGUUUGGAGAUCCCCCCUAUAGUUGUCUAG
Molecule: messenger RNA, 1467 nt
Organism: Parastagonospora nodorum SN15
Lineage: Eukaryota; Fungi; Ascomycota; Dothideomycetes; Pleosporales; Phaeosphaeriaceae
Exons: 2
Coding region: 1-1467 (488 amino acids)
Biological process (GO): biosynthetic process
Molecular function (GO): pyridoxal phosphate binding
Source: RefSeq, a predicted model, not a curated record